This is a messenger RNA of Phascolarctos cinereus (koala), 3471 nucleotides long. It is a transcript of the gene GEMIN4, whose product is annotated as gem nuclear organelle associated protein 4. The record is from RefSeq and is a predicted model, not a curated record. Lineage: Eukaryota; Metazoa; Chordata; Mammalia; Diprotodontia; Phascolarctidae. Gene Ontology annotation, biological process: spliceosomal snRNP assembly; rRNA processing. Gene Ontology annotation, cellular component: SMN complex.
GAGCCCGCGAGGGAGGCGGGGAGCGGACAGCCCCGCAGGGCAGCGCUGCCGCCGGGAACCGGAGCCGCCGCAGCCGCCGCCAUCGCCAUCGCCAUGGACCUAGGACCCUUGAAUAUCUGUGAAGAAACAACCAUUCUUCAUGGGGGAUUCCUGCUGGCCGAGCAGCUGUUCAGCCCAAAGGCUCUGGCAGAACUCAAGAAGUCUGACUGGGAGCAAGUUGGACAGCCCAUCAUUGAAGCCUUGCGAGAGAUCUCCUCUGCAAUUGCCCAGUCCCACCCCCAGGCCUGGACCAAGAAAGCUUUGAUCAUCAUCUGGGCCAAGGUCCUCCAGCCCUGCCCUGUCACACCUUCAGACACAGAUGCUCGGUGGCAAGAAGACAUCUUCUUCUCAGUGGGGAACAUGAUCCCCACCAUCAACCACACCAUCCUUUUUGAGUUGCUCAAGUCCCUCGAGGCAUCAGGGCUGUUCAUCCAGCUUUUGAUGGCCCUGCCUUCCAACAUCUGCCGCUCAGAACUGGAACGUUUUGUGGAGCAUGUGGCCAGCGACACAUCCUUAGAAGACGUGACCUUCUUUUUGGAUGUCUGGUGGGAAAUGAUGAAGCACAAAGUGGACCCAGAGGACCCCUUGCUCACCCAGUUUCGGACAAUGGCACACAAGUACCUAUCGUCUUCAGAUGAAUUCUCCCAUCCACCAAAGAGAUUCAAGGCCGACCCAGAUGCCUGCCCGAUCAUGUCUUUGUUGGAGGUCCUGCUGGAUGGCCUCAAGCAGAUCCAGAACAACAUCACGGCCCCCAGCCUGAAGUGCUGUGCCGUGGCUAACCUGGCCGACAUGCUCACCGUCUUUGCAUUGGUGGAGGAAGACCCUCAAGAGCUGUCGAUCACCGUGUACUUGGACAAGCUCGCAACGCUCAUCUCCCUGUGGAAUUCUGACACCCAGAACCCUUACCACCAGCAGGGCCUGGCAGAGAAGGUGAAGGAGGCCGAGCGGGACGUGAGCCUGACCUCACUGGCCAAGCUGCCCAAUGAGACGCUCUUCGUCGGCUUUGGGUACCUGCACAGCCUGCUGCAGCAGUGGGGGGAGGAGCUGCAGGCCAUGCUCAACAGCAGCGAGAGGCUGAGUUAUGGGAGCUAUCGCCUGUGUGACAGCCUGACCUCCUUCAACCAGAACCUGGAGGGCUACCGGGACACCAGGGAUCUCUCAAAGGAGGAGGGCCAGAUGGUCUCGGAGCUGGCCGAGUGCGUUAAGAACUUCCUGAGGAAGACCAACCCAACUCUGAAGGGCAGGAGCUCAGAGGACAUCACUGCCUCGAUCGCCAUGGCCAUCAUUGGGCAGAAGAUGGACCGGCACAUGGAGAUGUGCUACAUCUUUGCGUCUGAGAAGAAGUGGGCUUUCUCAGCCGAGUGGCUGGACUGCCUCGGAAGUAACAAAGCCCUUUUCCGGGAGCCAGGCUUAGUAAUGAAGCUGCUGGAAACAGUCACGGCAGUCAACACGUCAGGCCGAGAGGUCCCCCAGGCGCAGGCAGAAGAAGUCACUGACUUGAUUCUGGACUGUUACUCCGAGCUCUCUCUGCUGGACAAAAACAAAGUGCUGUCGGGCAUCUUGAGCUCCUGGGGGGGAAAGGGCCUCUCGGAGAAGCUGGUCACUUACAUGGAGGGUUUCCCGGAGGACCUGAACAUGGCAUUCAACCAGAUCACCCAGAGUGCCUCCGAGCAAGGCCUUGCCAAAGCCAUUGCGUCUGUGGCCAGGCUGAUGGUGCUGCACCCAGAGGCCACGGUGAAGAAGAUGUGCAGCCUCGCCAUGGUCAAUCUUGGGGCUCCCAGGUUCCUGGCACAGAUCCUGAGUGCCUUCCCUGCCCUCAGGUUCACUGAGGGAGAGCAGGACCUAAACUCAACCACCUCUCUGCUGGUGGCAUGUCUCAAAGAAACCAUCUGGGGGAAGCUUUCAUCAGCCAACGAGGAGAAGCAGUUUUUGGAGUUUCUUAGCUACCUAAUGGAUCCCCACAGCAAGAGACCAGCACUAUCCCCCUUGACCCCUCUUCUGGCGCCUGAGGAGGUAAUUAAAGUGUUUGUCCUACCUUACUUGACACUGCAUGUGGAAGAGGUGGACCUUUGUCUCAAGAUCUUCGUUCAGGCUCUAGAAGCAAAGCCACACUCUGAUGGCUCCUCGCUCCUUUCCUGUUCCCCAUUUCCCCUCCUCUUCACUCUGUGCCAGCUGCUAGACAGCUACACCAAGUAUUGGCAGCACCCCAAGGCCAAGCGGCACCUCUCACUGGACUCUAAAGAUUUGGUGAUUGGCAUCCUCGAGCAGCUCUGUGAGGCAAUGCUGCCCAAGGAGGACAACCCCAGUCCAGAGAACUGGACCAAGUCCUUGUCCUGGCUGCACCGGAAGACAGAGCAGCUUGACUGGACCGUGGGCCUGCGGCUUCGGACUGUCUUUAAGGGUCAUUUUAAGUGUGAAGUGCCAGCCACACUCUUUGAGAUCUGCAAGCUUUCUGAGGACGACUGGACCUCACAGAAUCACCCGGCCUAUGGGCCUGGCACGGGCCUUCUGGCCUGGAUGGAGUGCUGCUGUAUCUCUGUUGACACUUGUGAGCACAUGCUCUCCCUCCUAGCUGUGGACACGGGCAACCCCGAGGAGGUCAGCUUCUUCAGCAAGGGCUUCCUCGUGGCCUUGGUGCAAGUCUUACCUUGGUGCAGCCCCAGUGAGUGGAAAUGCCUGCACCAGCUGACCAGGCGUCUUUUGCAAAAACAACUGUUGCACGUCCCGUACAGUCUCGAGUAUGUUCAGUUUGUUCCACUGCUCAACCUGAAACCCUUUGCCCAAGAGCUGCAGCUCUCUGUGCUCUUCUUGAGAGGUUUCCAGUUCCUUUGCAGCCCCAGCUGUUCCAACUGGCUUCCUGCCGAAGGCUGGAGCCAUGUGGUCAAGCUCAUUUGCAGCAGCCUGACCGAUCUGCUUGACUCCAUCAAGGUCCAGUCCCUGUGCCCGUGGGCUCAAGGACAGGAGAAAGACUUGACACAAGAAACCUUGUUUGUUUACACUCAGCUCUUCUGUCACAUCCUCCACAUCAUGGCCAUGCUUCCUGAGGAGGUCUGUGAGCCCCUCUAUGUUCUAGCCCUGGAGAUCCUCUCUUACUAUGAAGUCCUCAGCAAAAGUGACACAUCUACAAAUGCCCUGCUCCGGAAGGCAAAUGAGCAGCACUUCCUCAAAUCCGUCGCCGAGAACGUUGGCCCGAGGGAACAACGGAAAACUUUACUACAGAAGAUCAACAGCUUUUGAUGACCCACACCAGGAAGUAUUGGUCUUCCCUGGAAGCGAGGCAGACUCGGAGCUAGACGGGAUGCAAAAACUUCCUUUCACAAUCCUAGGAAAUAGGAGAGGCAAGAGACACCAAGGGUGCAGUAUAUAAAGAAGAAGAAGAUACUUUCUUGGGCAUUUGUAAUAGUGAUAAUAAAAUUUACCUUUUCUUUUGAA